This is a messenger RNA of Suillus clintonianus, 2027 nucleotides long. RefSeq names its product Mob1/phocein. NCBI's taxonomy places the organism in Eukaryota, Fungi, Basidiomycota, Agaricomycetes, Boletales, Suillaceae. Gene Ontology annotation, cellular component: cytoplasm. The transcript has 4 exons. The record is from RefSeq and is a predicted model, not a curated record. Bases 103 to 1857 code for a protein of 584 amino acids.
CGGUCAUCUUCCGCGAAAUUUGGUCAACACCGUGAGACACGCUUACUUACUCGCGAUCAACGCUCUCGACGACGAGCAACCUCGAGCUCACUGUCACCAACGAUGGCGGUAGCCGUACAGCGCCCGUUACGUGGCUCACGCGUAUCUUCCUUCUAUCCUGUCAAAACUCUACCAUCAUUGUCCUCUCUCGAUAGUGCAUUUCAGCUCCAGGAAUACAUUUCGCUUCUUAUUCGUCUUGACGUCCAUGAUGUCGAUUCAAUAGUGUCUCUUCCUGGGAAAGGUUCCUUCAAGGACGCCGAAGAAAAGUCUUCUGAUCUUUCUGAUCAAGCUGAGCGUAAACCAGAUGAUCCUGAACGCAAGAGCGACAUAACAGUCGACCGAGGUUGCUGGAUUUACGAACAACUACGACGUCUUGCACAAGAUCUCUCACAUCCGCUCAUCACGAUGUUGCAGCAGGAAUGUACUCGUAUCACCUGUCCCGAGAUGAAGGCGGGAGAGUGGUUAUAUCUGUGUGUCGCACACGGUAAUGAUGGUGCUAUGGAGCAAUGCUGUGCUAUCGAUUACAUCCUUCAUACGUUGGAUAGCGCAACCGCACUAUUAAAUUCACCUCGAGCUUUCCCAUCUCGACUUUCGAUACCUCCGACCUCAUAUCGACACUUCUCUUCGCUUGCUCGUCGGCUUGGUAGAAUUUUUGCACAUGCAUACUUCCACCAUCGAGAAGCCUUCGAACAAGCGGAGGCCGAAUCAUCGCUCUACGCCCGCUUUUUGAAACUUACUGGUCAAUUCGAUCUUGUCCCUACGGAAUUCCUUGUCAUUCCCCCAAGCGCUGUUCUGUCAGGUAGAAAGGGACGCGAUGAGGACGUCGAACCUCCGCGUCUUCUUGCGGCGGCUGUCAAUCCGCCGCGUGAACGGGAGGAUCCUAUAGCAGAACAAGCACAACCCCCGAAUGUUCGCGGGAAGAGUCCUCCGGGAUUAUCCAGUGACAGCCUGAUUGGCACUGAUAGCCCGCGCCGGCUGGGGCGCAAUCGCACAGAUACCAUGGUAUUCAGUGAGGCAUACAAUGUUGCGGAGGAGCUGGCAAAAGGCGGUGACCAUGAUGUCACUGAAAGCGGCGCUUUAUUGGAUACUGCACUAUCCGCCGAGCCUGAGAGCUAUUCGCAGGCCUCAUGGUCCAGCCAGCCGAGUGAGUUCCCUCCUGACGAAUUUGGGUUUGACAUCGAAGAUGUGCCUGUCGAAGAAGCACCCGUUGAAGAAGUAGCAACCGUCGCCGCAUCAAACUCUCCACCUCUGGAGGAUCUCUCCUUGACGUCGCUUGGGGACUCCGGCUCAGUUACCCCUGAUGUGCCACCCAUAUCGGAACACGAGAUAGAGACGACUCCAAUCGUUGAAACAAUCGUUGAAACUGUUCAAGAACACCCAGCUGUUGAACCUGUAGCUCCUCAUGAAGAGACUGAAGAGACCGCUACACUGGCUGAGCCUUCAAGCCCAGUAGUCCCCGCAGAUAAUCAAGAUGUUGAGCCCAGUGUUGAGCCCAGUGUUGAAGACACUGAUAUUGUGGAGGAGCCUGUAGCUGCCGAAAAAUCUGAUUCACCGGAGCCAGUUCCGGAAUCUGAAAAACUGCACGAGACACCCCUCGAGCCUUCUCCUGAGGCAGAAGCAGUAUCAAUUCACAUUGCAGAACUUCCCGCGCCAGCUCCCGAGUCUGCACCUGCUGACGAGUCCCCCACGGAGCCCGAGGUUAGCCUUAAUCUGAGCGAGUCCUCGCCGUCAGAGCCAAUACCCCCGGAGAGCGAGAGUGAUAUUACGGAUGAGGCGCAUGGAGAGGAUGGGGUGGAUGAGGUAUUGGAGAGCUCGUGAGGUUCGGUCGUGUGCUUAGCUGUGUUUUCGUAGCAUUGUUCUGUUGUUCCCCAUCUCAUACUGCAUUGAUGUCACACCUUGCGUGAUUUUGAGCAAGGUACGAACUGAUUGGUUGACUGAAUGUAGCUAUCUGAUCGUAUCACUUUCAGUAUGUCAUGGACUCAUGGUCA